AUGAAUUUAAUAUCGAAAAUGGUUUGUGAUAUCAAGCAAGGAAAACCUUUAGAUUUUUCAUUUAAUAAUUUGAAAACAUUAUCUAAACUAAUAGAUGAAAAGCCAAAAUCAUUACGUGUAAGAGGGAUUCCCAGUCGUGGACCUAAUAAAAGAUUUUUAUGUGGAACUAUAUGGUUAAAUAACAACAAUCUUUCUAAUUUAACUGGAUUAAAAGAUAUUGUUUAUGAACUUAUUGAACUUCCAUUUUAUUUAUACUGGCUUGAUGUUUCAUUUAAUGAAGUGACACAUAUUAAUGAAGAGAUAUUUCAUUUUGUAAAUUUACAAAUAUUAUACUUGCAUGGCAAUAACAUAAAAGAUAUGACUGAAGUUUCAAAACUAAAAAAACUUCUCAAUUUGCGAUCAUUAACUCUAUAUGGUAAUAUGAUAUCCAGAAUCCGUCAUUAUCGUGCAUAUGUACUAGUAUAUCUACCACAAAUUAAAAAGUUGGAUUUUACAAUAAUUACAAGAGAAGAGAGAUUGGCGGUUUCGCCAGCUGGUACUGGUACAGAUGUAUUAGUCAAUUUUUAAGCAUUACUAACUUAUGAAAUUAAUUUAAAUUUUAUUAUGUAAUCAAAAUUUUAAUAAAACAAAUUUAUUGAAAUAAAAGUUGCAUUAGUACAGUUUGAAUAAUUAUCAGUGAAACUGACCAGUCUUCUUAAGAGGGUGACGUUAGUGUGUGAAAGGGGUUGAUACACCCUCUACUUGGCAAAAUUAAAUUAUUUUAGUUGACAGCUUUUUUAACACAUGAAGAUGCUAUAAAAAAAUAAUUAAAAAAUAGAUAGCACAAUUUAAAAAAAUGAUUUAUUUGACAAAAGUAAACUUUACAUCCCCUCCCUGAUAUCGUCCGUUUCAGGACGGCCUUGAUAUUGACUUAUUUAUCAUAUGUAUUAGUAUCAUUAUUAAUUUUCUUUAACAUCAAAGUUCAACCAGGUAAGAACAUUAAAAAAACGGUAACACUGUGGGGUCGCGG
Daktulosphaira vitifoliae (grape phylloxera) is the source of this 1009-nucleotide messenger RNA. RefSeq names its product leucine-rich repeat-containing protein 51-like. The record is from RefSeq and is a predicted model, not a curated record. The coding region runs from base 1 to 567 and encodes 188 amino acids. Lineage: Eukaryota; Metazoa; Arthropoda; Insecta; Hemiptera; Phylloxeridae. Gene Ontology annotation, molecular function: protein binding. The transcript has 3 exons.